ACUCCCCAACCAUCCAUCCAACCUGAGGCUGUACUUUUCGCGUGGCGAGACCAAUAAAAAAUAUUUAACAAAAGGUCCCUCGGUCGUAUUAGAUUUUAAUUUGUGUACCCCGAUUUUAGAUUUGCAAAGAAGCACACAAAUAAAAUGCGCGAAGUGGUCUCCAUCCAGAUUGGCCAAUGUGGCAUCCAGAUCGGCAACGCCUGCUGGGAGCUGUAUCUCCUGGAGCACGGCAUCAAUCUGGACGGCAGCCUGAAGACCAAGGAGGAGCUGACAGCCAGCGGGAGCAGUGCCAGUGUGGGUCACGACACCUCCGCGAAUGAUGCACGGACCUUUUUCACGGAGACCGGAAAUGGCAAGCAAGUGCCCCGAUCGAUUUUCGUGGAUCUGGAACCCACGGUCAUUGACGAUGUGAGGAAUGGCUGCAUGAAGGAACUCUAUCACCCGGAGCAACUAAUUUCUGGCAAGGAGGAUGCGGCCAAUAACUACGCCCGCGGUCGGUACUCCAUUGGAAAGGAGGUGAUCGAUAGGGUGACCUCACGACUGCAGAAGAUCGCCGAGCAGUGCGAUAGCUUGCAGGGAUUCCUCAUCUUCCACUCGUUGGGCGGAGGAACUGGUUCGGGAUUCACCUCCCUGUUGGUAGAACGACUAUCCACCGAUUAUAGUAAGAAGUGCAAGCUGGACUUUGCAGUUUAUCCGUCGCCCAAGGUGUCCACGGCCGUGGUGGAGCCCUACAAUGCCCUGCUGACCACCCACUCCACCAUGGAGCACUCGGACUGUGUGUUCAUGGUGGACAACGAGGCCAUCUACGAUAUAUGUAAUAACAGUUUGGGUGUGGACAGACCUGCCUAUAGUAAUUUGAAUCGCUUGAUCGCUCAAAUAGUGAGCUCUACUACGGCCUCGCUGCGUUUCAGUGGCUCGAUGAAUGUGGAUCUCAACGAGUUCCAAACGAAUCUGGUCCCCUUCCCCAGGAUCCAUUUCCCCCUGGUGGCCUAUGCUCCGCUGAUGUCCGCCGAGAGGUCGGCCCACGAGCAGCAUGCCAUCACCACGCUGACCAAUGCCUGUUUCGAGUCCUCCAACAUGAUGGUCAAGUGUGAUCCUCGUGCGGGUAAAUUCAUGGCCUGCUGCAUGCUGUAUAGGGGAGAUGUGGUGCCCAAGGAUGUGAAUGCGGCCGUGUCGGCCAUCAAGUCCAAGCGGCACAUUCAGUUCGUGGACUGGUGUCCCACUGGUUUCAAGAUCGGCAUCAACUAUGAGAAGCCCGCGUUUGUGCCGGACGGAGAUUUGGCCAAGACAUCGCGCGCCUGCUGCAUGUUGUCCAACACCACCGCCAUUUCGGUGGCCUUCUCGAAUCUGUCCUACAAGUUCGACCUGAUGUUCAAGAAGAGGGCCUUUGUCCAUUGGUACGUGGGCGAGGGCAUGGAGGAGGGCGAGUUCACGGAGGCGCGGGAGAAUAUCGCCGUUUUGGAACGCGACUUCGAGGAGGUCGGUCUGGACAACAACGAGGAGGACGGUGGAGAAGGCUUUGAAGAGUAUUGAGAUCACAUCCCGUUUCCCAGACAGACCGCAGUCCCCAAGUCACUUCAAUAUUCAACAAAAUAUGUAAAUAAUUUAAUAAAGAGUUAAACAAAA
Drosophila rhopaloa is the source of this 1626-nucleotide messenger RNA. It is a transcript of the gene alphaTub67C, whose product is annotated as tubulin alpha-4 chain. Gene Ontology annotation, biological process: mitotic cell cycle; microtubule cytoskeleton organization. The transcript is spliced from 2 exons. The record is from RefSeq and is a predicted model, not a curated record. Lineage: Eukaryota; Metazoa; Arthropoda; Insecta; Diptera; Drosophilidae. Gene Ontology annotation, cellular component: cytoplasm; microtubule. The coding region runs from base 145 to 1533 and encodes 462 amino acids. Gene Ontology annotation, molecular function: structural constituent of cytoskeleton; GTP binding.